Molecule: messenger RNA, 654 nt
Organism: Sphenostylis stenocarpa
Lineage: Eukaryota; Viridiplantae; Streptophyta; Magnoliopsida; Fabales; Fabaceae
Source: the annotation of a GenBank genome assembly
AUGACCGCCUCUCAACUCAUCUCCGUUAGUCCCGACGAACUCCGCUUCCAUUUUGAGUUGGAGAAGCAAACGUUUUGUGAUCUCAAGGUUCUCAAUAACACGGAGAAUUAUGUUGCUUUCAAGGUCAAAACCACUUCUCCGAAAAAAUACUUUGUACGACCUAACACCGGUGUCGUACAUCCCUGGGACUCGUGUAUCAUCAGAGUCACCCUCCAAGCACAACGGGAAUACCCUCCAGACAUGCAAUGUAAAGACAAGUUUCUCUUACAGAGUACGAUAGUGAAUCCAAAUACUGAUGUUGACGAUCUCCCACAGGAUACUUUUAAUAAGGAAAGUGGUAAUUCAAUAGAGGAGUUGAAAUUAAGAGUUGCAUAUAUCACUACUGCCUCACCCGAAGGAAGCUCUGAAGAUGAUGCAUCAAAGAACUCACAUAAACUUACCUCUUCUAGUGGGGCUGUACAAAAUUUGAAAGAAGAAAGAGAUGCCGCUGCCAGACAAACGAGACAACUGCAACAGGAACUGGACAUGCUGAAAAGACGAAGAAACCGAAAAAGUGACCCUGGUUUUUCCUUCAUCUUUGCCAUAUUUGUGGGUCUCCUUGGAGUUUUACUUGGCUUUCUUUUGAAAUUUUUAUUCUCUUCAUCAAAAGAAUGA